Molecule: messenger RNA, 923 nt
Organism: Gossypium arboreum
Lineage: Eukaryota; Viridiplantae; Streptophyta; Magnoliopsida; Malvales; Malvaceae
Product: 14 kDa proline-rich protein DC2.15-like
Exons: 1
Coding region: 239-646 (135 amino acids)
Source: RefSeq, a predicted model, not a curated record
UUGUCGACUUAAAAUUGCAGACAAAUCCAUAUUUUCAUCACCCUAUUUUUAAAGCUUAUCCCUGCAUGUUGUGAUCUGCCAGGUUGUACCCCAACCCAACGUGCCCACAUGGGGUUUCACUGCCAUGGCCCUUUUGCUCUAUAAAAGCCUCGCCCUGCUUCAACAUUUCCUCACUCAACAACACUUGCAUUAAGUCUCUAAGAUAUCACUGCAAGAAAAAAAAAAAAAAAAACCAGACAUGGCUUCCAACACUGUUGCAUCCGCUGCUCUUCUUCUUACCUUGAACUUGUUGUUCUUCACUUUGGUUAGCUCUACCUACGUGCCUUGCCCACCACCACCAAAGAGCCACAAGCCUACCCACAAGAGCCCACCCUCGGCACCUGAACAGCCAGGCACUUGCCCCAGAGAUGCACUGAAACUAGGCGUUUGUGCUGAUUUGUUGGGCUCAGUGCGCGUUGUUGUUGGACCGUCGAGGACCAAAUGCUGCUCUCUCAUUUCGGGUUUGGCUGAUCUCGAUGCUGCUGUUUGCCUUUGCACUGCUAUUAAAGCUAAUGUGUUGGGGGUUAACCUAAACGUUCCUGUUUCAUUGUCUUUGCUCCUCAAUUCCUGCGAAAAGCAAAUGCCUGCUGGUUACAAAUGUGCUUAAGCUCAUUUCCACUGUUUCCUCAGCAAUGUUUGGGUUUUUCUUUUACGUGUUCUUUUUUUUUCUGGGCUUGUUUAAUUUGGUAUUUUGAUAUGUCAAGGGUUAGAUAAAAUGGUAAAGGUUUCUUUUACCUUAACCAAUAGUCAAUUCUCAUCUAUUUAUACAAUAUUUGUCAUGUUAUUAAGAAAGAAGGCUUCUCGCCUUCCAAUCCAUAAAUUAUGUACGUUACAAAUCAGUGAAAUAAUUGGAUGAAAAAAUAAGUUAAUUUAUAUUUGUUUCA